Xiphias gladius (swordfish) is the source of this 1322-nucleotide messenger RNA. RefSeq names its product zona pellucida sperm-binding protein 3-like. Gene Ontology annotation, cellular component: extracellular matrix. The coding region runs from base 28 to 1260 and encodes 410 amino acids. Gene Ontology annotation, molecular function: acrosin binding. The record is from RefSeq and is a predicted model, not a curated record. The transcript has 9 exons. Gene Ontology annotation, biological process: positive regulation of acrosome reaction; binding of sperm to zona pellucida; egg coat formation. Lineage: Eukaryota; Metazoa; Chordata; Actinopteri; Istiophoriformes; Xiphiidae.
CACAGGUGAGUGUUUCCAACAGAGGAAAUGCACAGUGAACACGACGACAUGAGGUCGGCCGUCAGAGUAUUUUUCUGCCUUUUUUGUGGAGCUUUAGCAGCAGCAGCGGCUCAGGGGGUGAACUGGAACAUACAGUCCGCAGAUGGCAUGUUUGAAGACCAGAGACCAGAUCAGCCUCAAAUCCGAGGACCAGCAGCUGUCCAGCAGGAGAAGCAGUCUUUCCAUCAACCGUUGUCUUGGAGGUUUCCAGAGCCGCCGGCUGAGGAGGAGCCUCGGUUUCCUCCAGAUUUUGAGCUGAAGGCUCCGACAGCGGCCGACAGCGUCAGCGCCUUCUGCGGGGACAACUCUGUCCGGGUGGAGGCCAAGAAAGACCUGCUGGGGAUCGGUAAACCUGUCCUGCCUGCAGACCUCACGCUGGGAGGGUGCCCUGCCACAGGGGAGGAUCCUGAAGCUCAGGUCCUGGUCUUUGAGUCGGACCUGCAAGGAUGUGGCAGCCAGCUGCUGAUGUCCGAGGACUCAUUCGCCUACAUCUUCACGCUGAUCUACACCCCCAGUCCUCUGGGAGACAGUCCCAUCGUCCGAACCACAGACGUCUCUGUCAGCAUCCAGUGUCACUACCAAAGGAAGCAUGACGUGAGCACUGGGCUGUUGAAGCCAACCUGGACUCCGUUCAGUGUCACCAAAGCUUCAGAGGAAAGUCUCUACUUCUCCCUCACACUCAUGACUGACGAUUGGCAGUUCCUUCGUCCGUCCACCCAGUUCCUCCUGGGAGACAUGAUGAAGUUUGAAGUUUCGGUUAAACAGUUUCAUCACGUCCCUCUCAGAGUGACGGUGGACAGAUGUGUGGCCACCGUGGUCCCAAACAUUGACACCGUCCCUCGCUACGUCUUCCUGGGAAACAACGGGUGUCUCUUUGACAGCCAUCUGACGGGCUCCAGCUCUCAGUUCCUGCCUCGGUCUCAGGACGACAGACUCCAGUUUGAGGUGGAGGCGUUCAGGUUCCAGCAGGACAACAUCGGCGUGCUCUACGUCACCUGCAGUCUGAGAGCCACCGCAGCUGCUGCAGCUGUUGAUGCCACCAACAAGGCUUGCUCAUUCUCCAACGGGUGGAUGGAGGCCAGUGGCAACCAUCAAGCCUGUUCCUGCUGUGACACGGACUGUGGGGCAGGAGGCCAGAGUCACCAGACCGGAGCAGGUGCUCAGUGGGAACAGGAAACGGCGCUUGGACCGAUCACCGUGAAGGAGAGACCGCUACGCUGAGAAAAUUAGACGAAAAACCAGAAUGAAAUGAAUGAGAUUAAAGCUCUUAUGUUCUGAGGGGA